ACGUUUGAACAGCUAGUUGUAAUCGCUUGAUAUUUUGUAGAGCUAGCUAAAUUGUGAUUUAAUGCUAUCCUGUUUUGGGCAACGAUAACGUAAAACGACUUCUUUUUUUAUCUAUAUUGACAUAUAAUUUAGAGGUAGGUAUGUAUAAUUAAAUGUCAGUUAUCGGUUAUACUUAUUUCUUUCUACAACCUCUGACGUUCGGUCCAAGUUACUUUUGUACGUUAACGUUAUGGCUCUACUAAACAUUUUUAUGAGGUAUUCAUCACAACAAACUAGUACCAUAUAAGCCACUGAACGAACCCCAGGACCUAACAGGUUUGGAAUCAAUGGACCAAUGUCGUCGAACAUUAGAGCAGCAUAAUUGGAACAUAGAGGCUGCAGUACAAGACAGACUCAAUGAGCAGGAGGGAGUGCCCAGUGUGUUUAACCCUCCAACACCCAGACCAUUACAGGUCAAUACAGCAGACCACAGAGUAUAUAGUUACAUCGUAUCAAGGCCACAACCCAGGGGAUUACUAGGAUGGAGUUACUACUUGAUAAUGCUACCUUUCAGAUUUACAUAUUACACACUUCUGGAUAUAUUCAGGUUUGCCCUGCGAUUCAUCAGGCCAGAUCCUCGCGGUCGUGUUACAGACCCUGUUGGCGAUGUUGUGUCUUUCAUUCAUAGUUUUCAGGAGACGUAUGGUCAGUCACACCCAGUAUUUUACCAGGGAACAUACAGCCAGGCACUGAAUGAUGCCAAACGGGAGCUUCGCUACCUAUUAGUGUACCUUCAUGGGGAUGAUCACCAAGACACUGAUGAGUUUUGCCGCUCCACGUUAUGUACAGAAGAGGUCAUAACCUUCCUCAACACACGAAUGCUCUUUUGGGCAUGCUCAACCAGCAAGCCUGAGGGCUAUAGAGUGUCCCAAGCAUUGCGGGAAAACACCUAUCCAUUCCUGGCCAUGAUAAUGCUGAAGGACCGCAAGAUGACAGUGGUGGGGAGGCUUGAGGGCCUCAUUCAGCCAGAGGACCUCAUCAAUCAGCUCACCUUCAUCAUGGAUGCCAACCAAACGUAUCUGAUGUCAGAGCGUCUUGAAAGGGAGGAGAGGAACGAGACCCAAGUGCUAAGGCAGCAGCAGGAUGAGGCCUAUCUGGUCUCCCUUCGUGCUGACCAGGAGAAGGAGCGAAAGAAAAGGGAGGAGCAGGAGCAGCGGAGACAAGAGGAGGAGAAGGUUCGACAGAGUGCUCUCGCUGAGGAGCAGAGACGAAGAACACUGGAAGAGGAGAAGGAGAGGAAGUCAGAAUGUGUUCCCCCAGAGCCGCCUGCAGAUGAUCCAGAAAGUGUCAAAAUAGUGUUUAAAAUGCCCAAUGAUACACGAGUAGAGAGACGAUUCCUCUUUGGGCAGUCUUUGACUGUAAUAUACGACUUCAUUUUCUCUUUGAAAGAAACCCCAGAGAAGUUUCAGAUAAUUACAAACUUCCCUCGCCGAGUCUUGCCCUGCCUUCCAACUGACGAGCAGCCCAACCCUCCCACACUGAAGGAGGCAGGACUCAGCCGCUCCGAGGUCCUUUUUGUUCAGGACCUUACGGACGAUUAAUAGAUGACAUACCCUCUCUAUGUGGAAACAUAUUUUCCUCCAGUGCCCCUCCACCCCACAUAACAUUUUUUUCCUGUCAUGCACAAGGGAUCAUUGAGAUAAAAUCCUAACCUGGAAAUGUUUAAAAGCACCCUGCAUCCAGUCCUUGUUCGGUUGUGUUUACAGGGUUCCCAGUAGCCUGGAAAGUCUUGAAUUUUAUCAAAUAAAUAUUUCUUGAAGUCCUUC
Molecule: messenger RNA, 1805 nt
Organism: Monopterus albus (swamp eel)
Lineage: Eukaryota; Metazoa; Chordata; Actinopteri; Synbranchiformes; Synbranchidae
Gene: faf2
Product: Fas associated factor family member 2
Exons: 11
Coding region: 327-1580 (417 amino acids)
Biological process (GO): ERAD pathway
Cellular component (GO): endoplasmic reticulum
Molecular function (GO): ubiquitin binding
Source: RefSeq, a predicted model, not a curated record